This is a messenger RNA of Linderina pennispora, 729 nucleotides long. RefSeq lists its product as uncharacterized. The coding region runs from base 99 to 728 and encodes 209 amino acids. The record is from RefSeq and is a predicted model, not a curated record. NCBI's taxonomy places the organism in Eukaryota, Fungi, Kickxellomycota, Kickxellomycetes, Kickxellales, Kickxellaceae. The transcript has a single exon.
CAGGUAACUCAUAUCUUAUGAAAGUCUUUAAAGAUCUCGUUAUAUUCUCAGUAAGAGGAUAUAUGGAAAAAACUGAGAUGUUCCCAAAUGUUAUAAACAUGGAUAGAAGACCAACUACUUCGGAAAUUAUGAAAGAAUGUCAAAAUUUUAAUUCAUUCUAUUGUUUAAUAGAAGAAAAUAGGGAACUCUUUUGUGUAGAUUUAAAUAGUUUUGAGGAAAGAAAUAUAACAGGAAACACCAAUAGCACUGGAUUUGCCAAUUUCGUGGGGAAUUCUAGAGAAAAGCUUGCGGAUUAUUGGGAAUAUAUAAAAUGCAAAGAAAAUUUCCGAGAAAUAAGAAAGAAAUAUCUAUCCCAAGCAAUCAAGAAAGUCGAGGAGGAUGUAGAAUGGAUGGAUUUUGAUGAUGAAGAAGAUCAUUGUUUUGCGGGUGAUGGUAUAAUGAUUCUGGUAGACAAUAAAUCAGAACAUGUAUUCCCAUUAAGCGAAAAUACAUUUAUACUACCCAAUUUAGAUAAUAUGAUUAAUGAAGGAAAUAUUCUCUUCAACAAAUUCGAUUAUUUCUUAACAUCAUGUUUCUGGGUCGGUAUAAAAUCUGAAGAAGAGUGCCACCUAUUUGGAAAGAAUCCGCCAUUCCAUAAAGUAGUUGACGGUAGACACCUAAGAAGGAUUUUAUGUAAUCCUCAUCUAGGUCAGGAGGAAAUACUUACUACUAUAGAAGAUAGUAUCUAAA